Danaus plexippus (monarch butterfly) is the source of this 900-nucleotide messenger RNA. It is a transcript of the gene Sod1, whose product is annotated as superoxide dismutase [Cu-Zn]. NCBI's taxonomy places the organism in Eukaryota, Metazoa, Arthropoda, Insecta, Lepidoptera, Nymphalidae. Gene Ontology annotation, molecular function: copper ion binding; superoxide dismutase activity. Bases 143 to 607 code for a protein of 154 amino acids. Gene Ontology annotation, biological process: removal of superoxide radicals. The record is from RefSeq and is a predicted model, not a curated record. The transcript is spliced from 4 exons.
AAAUACGAAUCCAAUAUAGUGCAGUGUGCAUUAACUUCAUACCAUAAACGCUAUAAGCGAUAUUAGUUGCAUUUUGCGUAGUGAGUCUUGAAAACGUCGUUUCAGUAUCGAUCUGUAUAUUUUACAUUAUAAAAUUUUCAUAAUGCCGGCCAAAGCGGUUUGCGUUCUCAAUGGAGAUGUUAGCGGCACUGUUUUCUUCGAUCAGAAGGACGACAAAGCCCCAGUUGUCGUGACGGGUGAAGUGAAAGGGCUUUCAAAGGGCAAGCACGGUUUCCACAUCCAUGAGUUUGGGGACAACACAAACGGCUGCACAUCGGCCGGACCUCACUUCAAUCCACAGAAGCAAGACCACGGUGCCCCUGAUGCUGCUAUCCGACAUGUCGGAGACCUUGGAAAUAUUGAAGCCGGCAGUGACGGAGGUGUCACUAAGGUAUGCAUCCAAGAUUCCCAGAUCUCUCUGUGCGGCCCGAAUAGCAUCAUUGGCCGUACUCUGGUUGUGCACGCUGAUCCUGACGACCUCGGCAUCGGCGGUCAUGAACUGAGCAAGACGACUGGAAAUGCCGGAGCUCGGGUCGCUUGUGGGGUUAUUGGCCUCGCUAAGAUCUAAAUUAAUUUCACGGGGAUAGUAGAGACAUUAGCCCGUAAAGCAAAUGUUUGAUCCCUAAUUUCCAUAUUAUGUUGUCAGAUGUAUAAUUGGCGGUUGUAAAUUAUCAGAGUUAUGUAAAUGGCAUAUGUUAUAGCAGUUUAGCAAAACGUUUAUCGGACACGAAUGUGUCGCUUUACUUUAAGUUCUACAACCUGUGCACGUCUCCGUGAUAGCUGUUUAUUGGUUUGUGUUUCGGUGUAGGUGUUUUGUUUUUACUGCAGAUUUUUUUCAAUAAAAUAAUAAUUUAGGUUUUA